GUAUUGUCGUCAAGGAAUAAGGAAUGCCCGCUAAACGAGUGAAGCGGUGGUCAAGGAUCUGAAAGAACGAACUUGCGGAGGACGCAGAGCCUUGGAAGAUCCGGAGAAGAAACAGAACAGAGCAGUCCGAGGGGAAACGGCGGUAGAAAAAGGCCAGCCAACUCAGGGUUCAGGGGAGACGGUGGAGGAUCCCGGCUAGGCGCAUCCUCGUCACAUAGUAUCGGACAGGGGACCCGUGGUGGCUGAUUGUCCCCUUUUGGUGUCGCGGCACAUCCCCAGAUCGACUAAUUUAGAAGCCAUGGCAGCCAUGCUGGAGUCUGCCGUCGCACAGGAGUUGGAGGAUGGAUGGUCAGGGGAGCGGCCUUGCAGACGCUCUACACCACGCUUGUUGGCGCCGUCGCUGGGCGUUGAGCGCCGGCUCGUCGUACGCCUCCACCGGCCAGGUACGCGACAAUGCUCAUUGGACACGAUGACAGCGAUUGUUAAAGUAAUUGGGUGCUUCUGUUGUUGUUACCUGCAAGGUUCAAGCGCGAAACUGGCCUCUGCGGUUGGCGUCUUGGGCGUGUCCAGUCUGCAGUGCGAAGUCAGUCAAAAAACAUCAUGUCUCGUUGCCAUCACCGCCUCCAUGGUUGAUGAGCUGAUUAUUAUUACCAUCGUGCUUGGCAGCCAAACCACCCGGUCACAUAUUUACACCGUUUCGUGUCUCAGAUGGAUACCGAGUGAGACUGCAGGCGAGUCUGGACCUGUGUCCAAGUCCCAGUUCGACGGCCAGACCGCCAGAACGAGGGAACGAGCGCUCUCUCCUGGACAUAUUAUUAUUAUUGCUCUCUGUCGAGCUAGCCACAAGGGCAUCAACGGUCGAAGCGUGUCUAAAAUGGCACUCCACCAGCAAGUGAAGACGAGCACUUGGUCGUUGUCCAGUGUCGCAGCGAAGCCCCUGGAGGCCACGCAGGACCCGUGUCUCCGCAGCCCUAACCCUCUCUGCGCUUAGCCGCCUUCCCUGUCGGGAUCUUAAUUUCCGGCGAUCGUCCUUGCCGGCCUCAAGUUUCAGCUUAAGCCUCGAAUAGUCCCAACUCUAGUCGGCCGCUCGUCCAUCCUGAGCUCUGAAGACAACUCAGACAAUAAUCGUCGCGUUCUCGAGCCACCCAGCCGCAUUCUAUGUGUCCUUUUCUCCCCCUCAGGAUAACUACUUGACAGUACUGCGAAAGAUGGACAGUCGCAAUCACGACACCACGAAUGCUAUCGAGUAGUACAU
Messenger RNA from Paecilomyces variotii, 1255 nucleotides. RefSeq lists its product as hypothetical. The transcript has a single exon. The coding region runs from base 299 to 991 and encodes 230 amino acids. The record is from RefSeq and is a predicted model, not a curated record. NCBI's taxonomy places the organism in Eukaryota, Fungi, Ascomycota, Eurotiomycetes, Eurotiales, Thermoascaceae.